UGACAAAAGCCUUGCUAUCGUUAACCUAAAUCCUCUUGUGAAUCAGCACCAUGUGUUGGCCAUACUUGAUGGUAAUCUUCAGACCAUGCGCACAAGGUUUGUGCUGAGUUGCAGGCCUGUGGAUUAAGGAGUGGGCUUUAAGAUCGCUCCAACUGCCUCCCUUCUUUUGUUCUCCUUCAUUCUGCAUCAGCUGUGGCUGCAAGACACGAACAAAGCAGGCACAAUGAACCAGAAGGUGGUACUCAUCACGGGCUGCUCCUCAGGAAUUGGCCUCGCUCUGGCAGCCCGGAUUGCAAAAGAUGAGAAGAAGAGGUUCAUGGUCUAUGCCACCAUGAGAAACUUGACUAAGGCUGAGCAUCUGGUUGAGGCAGCCGGCCGGACUCUGGGCAGGACAUUGGCGAUCAAGCAGCUGGAUGUGUGCAAUGAGGAAUCCAUCAAAGCCUGUGUGGACAGCCUGCCAGAGCGCAGAGUGGACAUCCUCAUCAGUAAUGCUGGGAUGGGACUGAUUGGGCCCAUCGAGUGUCAGUCUAUCGAUGAGAUGAAGACGGUCAUGGACACCAACUUCUUUGGGCUGGUGCGACUGCUAAAGGAAAUCCUGCCUGACAUGAAAAAGAGGAAAAAAGGCCACAUCGUGGUCAUCAGCAGCGUCAUGGGUAUUCAAGGAAUCUUAUUCAAUGAUGUCUAUGCGGCAUCCAAGUUUGCAGUGGAAGGCUUUUGUGAGAGCUUGGCAGUUCAAGCCCUGAGGUUCAGUCUGAACAUCAGCCUGAUAGAACCAGGUCCAGUGAUCACAGAGUUUGAGCGUAAGGUUUAUGAAGAAGGCCUGAAGACGGAUCUUAGCAAAGCUGAUAGAGUGACUGCAGACAUGUUCACAAACAUCUACCUGAAGAACUACAACCAGAUCUUCGAAACACUCGGUCAGACAGCUGAGGAUGUAGCAGAGCACACCCACAGGAUCAUCACCAUGGACAACCCUCCUUUCCGCCAUCAGACUAACACGCUCUACACACCCAUGACCACACUAAAAUAUGCUGAUCCCAAUGGAGACCUUCCCAUUGAAACGUUUUACAAAAUGGUGUUUGAACAUGACAAAGUCUUCAGCGCCAGCCUCAACUUCCUCAAACUGCUGCGCUGGAGAAGCCGCAAGAGUUUUACCUUGGAAAAAGAUAAGAGCACCUGAGAGGCUCUGUGUCCAUGGGUCCAGAUCCUUAGUGAGAAAUACAUCCAACCAAAGUUGUCCAGAGGUUUUCCUCUAUUUCUGUUGUAGCAAAAAGACCUUUUAGAUUGGACGUUAAAUAUUAAAAUAAAUUCUGUUAUCUAAAACUUGUUAUGAAAUAAAUUGUUGAAUUUCUGAGUAACAAA
This is a messenger RNA of Girardinichthys multiradiatus, 1359 nucleotides long. RefSeq lists its product as uncharacterized. The transcript has 6 exons. Gene Ontology annotation, biological process: estrogen biosynthetic process. Gene Ontology annotation, cellular component: cytoplasm. The coding region runs from base 224 to 1177 and encodes 317 amino acids. Gene Ontology annotation, molecular function: estradiol 17-beta-dehydrogenase [NAD(P)+] activity. The record is from RefSeq and is a predicted model, not a curated record. Lineage: Eukaryota; Metazoa; Chordata; Actinopteri; Cyprinodontiformes; Goodeidae.